Drosophila innubila is the source of this 2038-nucleotide messenger RNA. It is a transcript of the gene Maf1, whose product is annotated as repressor of RNA polymerase III transcription MAF1 homolog. The transcript has 4 exons. Bases 1092 to 1772 code for a protein of 226 amino acids. The record is from RefSeq and is a predicted model, not a curated record. Gene Ontology annotation, cellular component: nucleus. Gene Ontology annotation, biological process: negative regulation of transcription by RNA polymerase III. NCBI's taxonomy places the organism in Eukaryota, Metazoa, Arthropoda, Insecta, Diptera, Drosophilidae. Gene Ontology annotation, molecular function: RNA polymerase III core binding.
UCAUUAUAAAAAAAAAAGCUGAGUGGGAGUGUGUUUUUUUCCUCGAAGAAAUCCAAACGCAUAAUAAAACUGAUUUAUAUAUUAUAUAUUCACUAUUGAGAAUCAUAAAGGAAAGCAAAUUCUGUGCAUAUCUAUAGGCGUUAAUAAUCGCGAUCUACAAACAUACAUAAGUGCAAAUUGCAAUUGUUAAAAAAAGAGCAAAUUAUCUAAUAUAUAAAUAUGUCUCGCUCAAUGGAUUCUGAACAUUUAUUCGAUUACUAAGUGUUGAUUGUUGAUAUUUCCGGAUACAACGAUUUAAAGUUUAGUGGAGUAAAGAAAAAAUAACAAACAGACGCCUAGGCAGAAUAUUUGACGCCAUUUUAUUUCUGCGUAUUCCUUUGUACGAAGGUCAUUACACACAUACAGCUGUGUUCAUGUAUACACACACACAAUUAUAAUACGGACGCAUCACGACAUAUGUGCUUAUGUAUGAAUAAAAAUAAACAUAUAAAACAACUACAUACACAACCUAUGUAUGUGUAUAAAUAAUCCAGAAACAAAGUUAUACAACAAAAUAUUUUGAUAUAAACAAAGAAUACGAAAUCUGGCUGCAGUGUUUUUGCAGUUCACAAGAAGCAAAUCAAUUUUAAAUUGAGCAACACACAUUUGUUGAAAGUGUAAUGUUAAUGAGGCAGUGUAGACACCAGCAAAUAUACAACAACAGCAACAUCAUCGAGAAAAGAGUCGCAGUUAAGAAAAGAAUCGCAGUUCAUCCGAGUACCAUGUUUAGAAAUUUCAAAGUCGUUUACACUAUUCCUUUCUGGGCUAUACAUGGAGCUAGAGCCAUUCAAACGAGAAACAUUAAGACGCCGCAGAUAUUGAUAAGUAGUUGCUGUGCUUAAGGUGCUUGUGUUUUUAGUUUUGUUGUUAUUGUAAACCAAAAUCAAUUUGUCGUCAAAUUUGAUUUAUUUGGAAUAAUAAACUUAUCAUCGUUCUCAACGCUCACCAAUUGAUUGUCCUGCAAUUUGAAUUUUCGCAAUAUCUACGUAUUGCCCAAUUGAGAAUAUUAUUGGUAAGACAAUCCCGAGAAACGAGAACCAGUGGAAAUUACAAUGAAGUUGCUCGAAAGCUCUCGCUUCGAGGCCAUUAACAAUGCGAUUUCCACUCAGGCCGGUGGAGUCACAAUCUUUGGACGCAUCGAAAGCUAUUCAUGCAAAAUGGUAGCUGCCGAAAAGGUGCUGUACAAACGUUUUACGGCCGAGACACAUGGCCAUGAUCUGCAGGCCUUGUCGCCUCCACAAACGCUGUCGGACAUUUCGCCCAACUUUCAUCGCAAUAACAGUCAGUCCGGCGAUGAGGGUGUCAUUUUGUGCGACACAAUCUCGCGCAAAACUCUCUUUUACUUAAUUGCAACCUUGAAUGCUUCAUUUGAACCUGAUUAUGAUUUUUCAGAUGCAAAGUCGCAUGAGUUCAGCAAGGAGCCUUCCUUGCCGUGGGUUAUGAAUUCUGUUCAUUCGAACUUAUCCGCUUUGGCUGGCGAUCAAUACCAGGCAUUGCGCCAACCACUAUGGUCUGCCGUCGACGACGAAGUCAACUUGUCAGAGUGCGACAUAUACAGCUAUAAUCCGGACUUGAGUUCCGAUCCUUUCGGGGAACCUGGUUGCUUAUGGUCUUUCAACUAUUUCUUCUACAACAAGAAGCUCAAGCGCAUCGUUUUCUUCACCAGCAGAGCCGUAAACUCGCUUUAUGCUGGGGAAACAUCAGACUUUUCAAUGGAAGAAGACUUGUACUAAAUAUUAUCAUAAUUUCUAUAUGCUCUAAAUUUUGUACUUUAACUAUUAGUGCGGGCAUCAAAGGUAGACUUGAUUAACCGUGUGUGAAUCUGUGCUUUUUAGUACACACAUUUUUCUAUGAAUUCAGAACAAAAUAUGUUGUAGAACUAUUCUUCAAUCGCAUCACUAGCACGUUUCUGAUUUAGCAAAGCAAACAUGCAGAUCAAUAUGUAACAUUUAAUCAAGUACUUUAUUCAAAACAAUAUUAAUGCAAAAAUUCGUUAAAG